UCAGGUAGGCUGUGGUGUUUAUACCAGGAUCAAUUGGUACUAAGGGGUCCAAAGUGCCCAGAAAAUGUCCCCCGCACCAUUACACCCCCACCAGCCUGAACCUGAUACAAGGCAGGAGGGAUCCACGCUUUAUGUUGUUUACACCAAAUUCUGACCCUGUCAUCUGAUGUCACAGCUGGAAUGGAGACUCAUCUAACCAGACCUCGUUCUUCCUUCUUACAUUGUUCAGUUUUGGGUCCUAUGUGAAUUGUAGCCUCAGUUUUCUGUUCUUAGCUGACAGGAGUGGCCCCCGAUGUGGUCUUCUGCUGCUGUAGCCCAUCUGCUUCACGGUUGGACAUGUUGUGCGAUCAGAGAUGGCAUUCUGCAGACUUUGGUUGUAACCAGUGGUUAUUUGAGUUACAUUUUUCUCCACACAACCUCCGCUCACUGGACAUUUUCUCUUUUUAGGACCGUUCUCUGUAAACCCUAGAAAUGGUUGUGUGUAAAAAAUCACAGUGGAUCAGCAGUUUCUGAAAUCCUCAGACUAGCCCGUCUGGCCCCAACAACCUUGCCCUGCUCAGAGUCACUAAAAUCCUCUUUCUUCCCUAUUCUGAUGCUAGAUUGAACUUCAUCAAAUUGUCUUGACCACAUCUACGUGCCUAAAUGCUGCCAUGUGAUUGGCUGCCAGUCGAACAGGUUGGUUUUAACUGGACCACCACAAAAAAAAACUUAAUUUUGGUAAAGAAACUUGUGAUUCAUACUGUGAUAGGUGACACUAUCAGAAGCAAUGUCGAAAGACGAAGAAGCAGGAUGUAAAUUGAACGCUACAUGUAAACAUAAAGAACGGAAGCCCAAAAAACCUCACUAUAUCCCAAGACCAUGGGGGAAGCCGUAUAACUACAAGUGCUUCCAGUGCCCCUUUACCUGUAUGGAGAAAUCCCACUUGUACAACCACAUGAAAUAUAGUCUUUGUAAGAACUCCCUGUCGCUCCUCAUAGAGUCUGACUGGCCCUACAAAAAGAACAGUUUCCUUGUCCCCGAAAUGAACCUACAAGAAACACAUACAGAAGGAAACCAAGACAAACAAGAAGCAUGUGAUUCUACUGGAGUACCAACCAAGGCUAGACAAGCUGGUGAGAAGACGAGUUCUGAAAUUCAGAGAUUCCUAGAAGAGGAUGAUGAAAGACCAGAAGAAGAAGAGGAGGAAGCGAUGGGCCAAAGUCGGAAGGAGAAAAGCAAGAGCAUCCCAUCUUCACACACCACCAAAACUGAAAGUGGACUAAAGAGCAAAAGGGAGUGUGUGAACAAAGAUGGAGAACCAGAGUUCAUCAUCACUGAUGUGUUCUCCUUAGAUGGACACUGUGAGAAGGAACGAGACGAACAAAGAUUUGUCAAGGCUUCUCGAAAAACUUCAAGCAACCUUGGAGGAGCUCGGGUGGAUCAGUGGAAGCUACUGACCAGCACACUUAAAAAAGCCGGAGCAGACACGCCAGUUGGGUGCAAUGGAAACAACAUAAUUCCUUGUUACCCACCACCGACUUAUUCAGAUUACCAGGAACAUCAGGGUCUCUCACUAUUGGGCCUUAACUACCCACUAAACACCAACCUGUUCUCAUAUCUCAACCCCUCCAUGACAAGUGGUACGGCCCAGCUUCCUUUCCUAGCUUCCACAGCUCAACUUAUGCACACUCCACACUCCACUCACUUCCAGACUUUACAAAACACAGAAAGAACAUCAUUCCUUCCUCGCUUCUACUAUCCCUUGUUGUUUGAGCAUGCGUUUAACACGGAUGCCAAAAUACCAGAAAGCAAGCCAAUGAACCAAGGUCAGUCAGCAAACACAUUUAUUGGUACCCCAAAACCAAAGACACCUGUGGACCCAUUAAAGACCUGCUUGCUCAAAUCUGAAGAAGGUAACACCACCAUCGCUUGGGCCCCUGGAGACAAGUUGCAAAAUCAAACGGUGGAUCAUAAUAAACCAGAAGGAGAAGGAAAAUGGGUUCCCCAGAUGGUAAGAGACAUCAUUCGACAGCAGAAGGACAUUUUAGGAUCUUAUGGGGUACAAACCUCCAGAAAUAACGAAGUAUCUGCACAAAAAAGUAAUGUUGAGGUGUCUCCCUGGGAAAAAGGAAGUCCUUCAAGAUGUGCGAAGAGGAAACCUUGGUUGGAUAGAGAUGCACCCAAUGUAGCAAGUGAACAGACAUCAACUUUGAUGGAAGGAGAACGGAAUCUUCAUAAUAGCACCAGUUCUCCCAUUACGUCUCCCGAUAUCUGGAGUGAGAAGAGGGCGAUUUUAGAAGUGACUGCCUGCAAGAGGAGAAGACCAUCUGAGGUUUCCAGUGAAAAGCCAGAACCUGUGGUUGUCAAUGCAUCUCUACUCAUUGGGGACCUCUCAAGAACCCUGGAGGAAUAUGGAAAAGUGGAGAGGAAGUUGGCAAAUCUAACGUCCGAUGACAGUAGUCGACAAAAGACUCUGGGAGAGCAACUUGGUAAGAUACGACUAGAACUCCUUCAUAUUCACCAGGCUCUUGAAAAGGCUUCAAGCACACACGAUGGGCCCUUAGACCUCUCUAUAAAGAGGGCUGAUGAUAUGGAUAAAGAAGAUCGAGAAAAGAUUCCACUGAGAGAAGAUCCCCAAACACCUCCACUCACUGAAUGCUCACCCAAAGAAGUGGUGAAAGUGGAACUGUUGCCCCCAGAGUUGGUGACUUGUUAUGCCCGUCCCACCAAGUGUGAAGCAGACUCAAGUGUCCUUCUGUGCCCAGAUGGAAGAGUAGGGAGCACUGGGAUUGCCCAGACACACAUAGCUCUUUAAGAGGAGGGGGGAGGUGUUGGGUUUGGAAGAAGCCGCCUGCAAAUAGAGAACAUUUGAAGUCAACAAAUCUUCUAUGGUCACCUUCACACUUACACCAUGAAGCUUUCCCCCUAUAGACUCGGCAGAGCCAGUUCUGCAUGAAUAAAGCGUUCAGCAGCCACCUCACUGUGACAGAUUUGCAGAACACUGUGUCAUUACUUGGCAAGCGUUCUGGAGAUGAUUCCUGUUUCCUAAUGAUAGUACCAGCCUCUAAAGACAAAAGGGCACAUACACCAGUAGUGGCCUCUGCGGCUGCUAUGGGCCUGAUAUGAUGGAGGCCCAACCUCAGGUUAGCAACAUCCCAAUAUCCCCAUGGGCAAAGUGAACUUAUGCAAGAAUUUUCCACUUGGCCAAUGGUCAUGUUGCCAUACAUUCUUACAAGGGAGGGGACAAAUAAACAGUUAUUUUAGGAGGUGUGGUGGCAUGACCCAACAUCAGAAGAAAGGGCCCUAUUUUUGUGUAUGGAGCUGUUCGGAAAGUUUUGCAACCUUCUAGGGGCCUCCUCAGACUAACACAUUUACAGAGUAAUGUCCUCAAUGACUGACAUGGACACUUCACAUCUUAAGGACACAAGAAGGACAUUGAGGUCCAUGAAUGGUGAAGAUCUUGCCAGUAUUGUCUAUUGAUAACAGUGGGAAUGUGAGGUCUUAAUGCCACGAGUGUAAAAAGAUAUUUAUGAUAAGUUGUUCACAACUGAAAAGUACUUUGUUAAUACUGAUAUUUAAUAUUUGUUAGUGAUCUGAUCUAUUAAAGCAGUGACUGUGAA
This is a messenger RNA of Hyla sarda, 3599 nucleotides long. It is a transcript of the gene PRR35, whose product is annotated as proline rich 35. The transcript is spliced from 3 exons. NCBI's taxonomy places the organism in Eukaryota, Metazoa, Chordata, Amphibia, Anura, Hylidae. Bases 767 to 2794 code for a protein of 675 amino acids. The record is from RefSeq and is a predicted model, not a curated record.